UUUUGUUAUUUUAAUUUUAUUUUAGAUGAGUUCAAGAUCAAAAAAAAUUUUAGAGCUUGUUACAAGUUCAAAUUUAUUAGACUUACCAAAAUAUGAGAGUACAAAAUGUUCUUUCCCAGAACAUCGUUCUGUCGCAUUGGCGGCAUUUUCUUCUGAAUCAAUAAUCAAUCAUGCAAACAUUAGUUUACAAGAAACAUCCGAAUUAAGCAACGUCUUAUGUAAGUGAAUUUAGUACAUUUGUGUCCUUUACCCCAUAAAACCAAUAUUAUUGCAUAUAAAUUUAAUUUUUCUAACAGGCUUAUCAAAUGAUGCUAAUAAGAAAAAUUUACCAAUUCCUCCAGAAACUAUGUCUGAAUUAAAAGAAGUCUUAUACUCAUCAGAAGAUUCUAAUAAGAAAAUAUUACAAAUUUUACCAGAAAAUCGAGAAACUAUGCCUGAAUCAAAAGAAGUCUUAUACUCAUCAGAUGAUGAACCAUUUCAAUCAUCUGAAUCUGAGUACAUACCGGACACUACGAGUAGUGCCUCGGAAACGGAAAAUGAAAAUUCGUUUUUACAGUUUAACAAGGGCAAAAAUUUCGUAAAAUAUAUAACUUCCAAACCGAGUCCCAAACUAAGUGAAUUCCCUUCCACUUCAGGAUUAAGCCAAACUGCAAUAGGUAACAAAUCUGAAAUAUAUACAAAAAAUAUAGAUGGAACUAUUGCAACAUUUGGCAAAUUUGUAAAUUCUUUACCUAAAGUGGAACAUUUUUGUAACACUAGACCGUGGACACGAAAAAAUACAUGUCCAUAUUGCGAUCGAGACGUAACUCACUUUGCUCGACAUUUAGAACGAAAUCACUUAAAUGAGGGUGCGGUUAAAGAAUUAUGUUCAUUAGGUUCUAGAAAUCCUAAACGCAAGCUACUGUUAAAAGCCAUUCUAAGACAAGGAAAUUUUACUUCUAAUUCCAAAAUAAAUAUAAUUCGACCAGUAAGAAGGCCAAAAGGAGAACAUAAUUGUGAAAUUGUUCCAAAUUCCGAAAACCUUAAAGAUAAAUACAUUGUAUGUCAAAGCUGUUUGGGAUAUUUUAGUCGGAAUUAUCUGAAGCGACACAGAAAAAAGUGCAAAUUGAGAACCGAUCAAUCUUUAACAGCACGACAACAUCACUUGUCAUCAGCACAAAUGUUUGCAAUGUGUACGGGUCCUAACAGUAAUUUCUAUGAAUCCCUAAGAUUAAAAAAUGAGGUUUUUCCGAUAAUGAGAAGUGAUGAUAUUUCUAAAGCGGCAAUGGGAGACGUGCUCAUAUGCAGCUAUGCCGAAAGCCUUUUAAGAAAACAUAGAAGGCCUCAAAUAAAAAAUGUAAUAUCGAACAAAAUGCGAGAAUUGGGCCGUCUUUUAUUAACACUGAGAGAAGCAAGUGGAUGUCAAAUCCUUCUUGACACAUUAAAGCCAGAAAUGUUUGACCACUUUGUUGCAGCAACAAAAAUAAUAAGUGGUUAUAAUGAAGAAACACGAAGCUUUAAGGCAAGCAGCUUAGCGCUGCAUAUGGGCACAACUCUAAAACAAAUUUGCGAUAUGGCCACCAAACUUCUCAUUAAAAAGACCAAAUUACUACCGUAUGAAGAUUCGGAAAAAUGCCUAAAAGAAAUUAAACGUUUAAAAAAAAUAUUCGAAAACCAUUGGAGUUCAGAGAUAUCUAGUUUAGCAUUAAAAAACCUAAAUGAAAAUAAAUAUGAAAAACCAAAGUUAAUGCCACUUACCACUGAUAUUAUGAAAUUCAACAACUACGUAUCAAGGCAAGCCUGAGAAGCUAGAGAUAAGUUAAUGGGUACAACUCAUUCAAAAGCAGAUUUUAGAUUAUUGUCAGAAUGUAUUUUAGCAUUAACGCUGUUAUUAAACAGAAAAAGAAUUGGAGAAGUGCAGUUCUUAAAAGUAGAAAAUUAUAUCGAUGUAUCUAUGCAAAAUGUUCAAGAAGAAUUUUUACAGGCCCUUUCUGAAUCUGAGAAAAUACUAACGAAGAGCUUCAAACGAGUAGUGACCUUAGGAAAAGGCAGCAAACCUAUUCCACUUUUAUUUUCAACAACUAUUCAAGAAUUAAUAAAUGUUUUGUUGGCCAAAAGAAAUGUCUAUAUAUCACAAAAAAAUCCAUACCUUUUCGCGAAUCCAAAUACUACUGACAAAUACCUUAGUGGCUAUCAUACUGUAAAAAAAUUGGCAGAAAAUUCAGAAGUAUCUAAUACUACGCUAUUUACAUCAACACGACUUCGGAAACAGAUAGCUACUGUCCUGCAAGUUCUGAAUAUCACUGAAUCUGAAUUUGAACAGUUUGCGAGAUUUAUGGGCCAUACCAAAAAAACACAUGCUACUUACUACCGGUAAGCAAAUAAUAAUUUAUUCACAGUAAUCGUUAAGAUAUAGGCUGUUGCAUAGGCAUGUAUUACUAUUCACUCCUAGCAAUAAUAGAAAGUUACAUUAAAAUUAUUUUUUUAUGAUUUUGAACUACAAUACACUAACUUUACAGUAUUUAUUUGAAAACUAUUGUUAAAUAAAACUUAAAACUGACUUAGUAUAUUAGAACCAAUGUCCAAUGCAGAUGCAACAUCCGUUGUUUACAUUAAAAUUUAACUAAAAGGUAAACGUUUUUCGUAUAAAAAAAAAUUCGCUUGGUCUCGAAAUCAAGAACGAGACUAUUUUUUUGAGGUCAGGUAAAUCUUACCUUGGUUCUUCUCAGCCCAUAAUAAUAAUUAAUAUAUAGCGUAAGACAAUGAAAAUGAAAGAGAGCCAGUUUUAAAGAUCUUAGGUUAUUUACAAAAAAACACUCGGA
This is a messenger RNA of Anthonomus grandis grandis, 2801 nucleotides long. RefSeq lists its product as uncharacterized. The transcript is spliced from 4 exons. Lineage: Eukaryota; Metazoa; Arthropoda; Insecta; Coleoptera; Curculionidae. Bases 347 to 1783 code for a protein of 478 amino acids. The record is from RefSeq and is a predicted model, not a curated record.